AUGUCCCGGUCCGAUCCCUCCCCGCCCCGUUCCUGCGGCACACGGUCGCCACCUCCCGGCCGCGACUUGCUGCUACGAGUUCCUCACCUUGCGUUUCACACGGGCGGGCAGGAGCCCGCCUUCACCAACUGCUGCCUGACAGAAGCAAGAGGAAUCUCAGUGUACAUUCCCUUCACGUGUCCUUUUGUUGCAAAUAGGCGGCAGGAGGACCGGCAGCAGCAGCAGCAGCAGCAGGAGGACCAGGACGACGAGGCCGAGGAGGAGCGGAGCCUGUGGACGGCCUUCAAGAAGCUGCGGGUGGACGCGGCGCGAUGGAUCGCGGCUCAGCCUGUGGGCGACGGGACGGUUCUCACGGCGCCGAGGAGAAGAGCUGCAGAUGGAGCCCAGCAACCGUCCGUCUGCUGCCAGGAAGCACGGAAUGGUCUCACACCUUUGCACCCUCCCCUGCCCACCUUCUGGGGUGCUGCGAAGUACCUGGAUAUUCAGUGCCGUGCUGCCACUAGCUCUGAUAUCCACGCUGUGCGCUGCAGUGCAGUAUGGAAUGACGGUGGCCAACACAAAGCACCUUCAGUAAAGUACAAUUUAUUAAUCACCAAAGAUCUGGGGGAAGUACCUUUCAAACAGGAGUGUUUGCACGUAGCUCUCCUCUGGGAGAAGCCCGUUUUCUGCAGACUCUUACACCGUUCCUGUCACAGUCUGUACACCAGCAGCCGUCUCGUUUCUCUAAGCAAAGAAAAACAAACCAAAAACCACAUGACAUGUCAUUAGCUGCGCUAUAGAGCUCUGUGAGCAAUGGCACAGGUUCCGUAUUUACCUACCUGUUCACCUCUUACGACCCUGCAGGUGUG
This is a messenger RNA of Meleagris gallopavo (turkey), 848 nucleotides long. NCBI's taxonomy places the organism in Eukaryota, Metazoa, Chordata, Aves, Galliformes, Phasianidae. The record is from RefSeq and is a predicted model, not a curated record.